AUGGACAGACUUGGCAUUGUGAGCACUGAGAUGUCAGUGCCCAAUCUGCAGGCUUACAAGGUAUUUGGCGAUGACAUGACACUGACAUCCAUUCAGCAUAGGGCUUGGGAGCUUGACGAUCUUGAUGGUCGCGACUCCGUUCAACAUCCUGAGUGGCAAGCACUUUACAUGCAGUUCAAAAGCUCACAUGUUCUUGGAACAGUGCCAUAUCGAUGGGAAUCAAGGACCCGGGAAUACAGCCAUGCGCAGCUUCUUGCAGUGCAAAUUGACGCGGUGGAUAUCAUUGUGCUGGAUGGGCCCCUCCUUCACGAUGGUGGGAUAGGCGCCGAGGAGAAAGCAGCGGCUGUGAAGGCCCACUUGCAGCUUACUUCAUCGCUGGGACUUGAGGACCAGACGUCAGGAUUGUUGAUGCAUGAGUUAGGAAGGCGAGGCAAGGCAGCUUUAGUCCGGGAGACUGAGGAUGAGUGGGAGCUCCUCCUUCCACAUUCCCUCCUGCCACAGCUUACUUUUUCAGAAAGGGUCAUUGCGCGCUGGCGCAAGCAUGAAGAGCACUGCGCGACCAGUCAUUGGUGCGAUGUAUCUCUGACGGAGCAGGCUGGUGUGGAGGCUUGGGAGCCAUGGGACGACUGUGCGCCACCCCCUUGCCCCUGCAUUCCCGACCUAGACCUAGACAUGCUGCUGGAGAUCAGUGGCGCCUGCCAGAAGGUGCAGCCUGGCACCAAGCAAACAGUUGGGGACAUGGUCAUCCAGCGCAUCGUCCAUAAGGACCAUUGCGCGGUGUGGUCCGCCCAAGCAGGGGACGACCCUGUGAUGUUCGUGGCUUCUCAGGUGGUUCUGGCCACGCCGGAGCCUGCAGAAGCAGUGCUGUGGGCGCUGUAUUCAGCAGAGGAGCGGAUGAAGUGGGAUGGCGGCUCCUUCACAAAAUACGAGGUUCUGGGGGAGCCACAGGUGCAGGAAACCAGCAACGCCCUCUGCGACUUCCUCUACUGCCGCAUCCACCUCGUCCCAGGCGUGAAGGAUCGGGACAUGGUCCAGGAGAGAUUCCUGCAACGCCUUCCAGAUGGAGGCUACGCCAUUACCAUUCGCGCCUGCAGUGACGACAAAUGUCGUGCUUUGGGGCGCGACCCCGUUCCCAACGUGGUACGCGCACGCACUCUGAUCUCCGGGUACAUCAUCCGACCAAACCCUUCAGGUCCAGGCGUCGUGGUGACUGGCGUCUCGCAGACGGACUUGGGUGGUAACGUGCCGCAGUGGGUCCAGGGCCUUGUCAAGAAGGCUGGCAAGCGCAAGCCAGUAGAAUGGGCGCAGCGACUGGAG
Symbiodinium pilosum is the source of this 1317-nucleotide messenger RNA. The record is from the annotation of a GenBank genome assembly. NCBI's taxonomy places the organism in Eukaryota, Dinophyceae, Suessiales, Symbiodiniaceae.